Ahaetulla prasina is the source of this 4083-nucleotide messenger RNA. RefSeq names its product VPS50 subunit of EARP/GARPII complex (gene VPS50). Gene Ontology annotation, molecular function: SNARE binding. NCBI's taxonomy places the organism in Eukaryota, Metazoa, Chordata, Lepidosauria, Squamata, Colubridae. Gene Ontology annotation, biological process: retrograde transport, endosome to Golgi; endocytic recycling. Bases 951 to 3428 code for a protein of 825 amino acids. Gene Ontology annotation, cellular component: EARP complex. The record is from RefSeq and is a predicted model, not a curated record. The transcript is spliced from 23 exons.
UUUCAUUUAUAUAAAUACAAAAUAUAUAAAGAUAUCCUGGGCUAUAAGACAUUGCUGGCUUAUAUAUCUAGUAGUCCAAUUCAUCAUGCCCAAUACAGAGUAUGAAUAUGAUUGUUGAAUGGAAAGGAAUGCCUCCACUCCCAAGUUUAAUUUUUAUGGGGAUAGUUUAAUGAAUGAAACAGGAAAAUAAUCCUUGAAAUGAUCUCUUUUGUCACUGGCAUGCAUAUCUGUAUAUAACCACCAAGCAUUUCCGCUAUAAUAGAUAAGGUUAUUUUUUUCAUACAAAAUUUUAGUUUAUUCAAAAAAGAUUAAAAUAAAAAACACCAAAACAUUUUAAAGAAAACAACAGAAAAAAUAUAAUAAGGAGACAUUUAAAAAGUGUCUUAAAGAAAUUAAUAAAUAUACAUCAAGGGUGUCAAACUCAAGGGGUCACAGCGGCGUCACAUGAUGUAUCAGGACUUUUUUCCCUUUUGCUAAACUGGGUGUGACUGUGGCUAGUGUCAGCGUUUCAGAAAACACCCUGCCAUUUUCCCAUGUGUGGGAAAGUAGGAGGAGGAAAGCCUCCGGCCUAGUAUGGCUUCCAAAGCUGACAGCUAGCACAUGAUGCAUCCGGCCUGUGGGCCAUGAGUUUGACAGUCCUGAUAGACAUCUAAUGUUCUCCCUAAUAGAAUGCUGAUUAGUAUAAUACAGCAAUUUUGGUUUUUCCCCUCCCCAUUGCGUAACAAGCCAAAAGAAUUUCAAACUUGUUAAACUACUAAAUCUAAUGGUUAAUAGACAAGAGUCUUAAAAGCAUCAUGAAGGAAUAUUAUAUUUUGUCUCUUCAUGCGAGUCCUGACAGUCCUUUCCGCAUUUUCAUUUGAGUGCCUGUGAACAGAUGCCUGUGAAAGUAGUCCUUCAGUUUUUGGAAAAAACAAAAGUUGUACCACCAAAUUGAUAUUUCUCCAUGGCAGAUGGGGCAUCUGAAUACAGCCAAGGAGGGCUUUACUCAAGCCAGCUUGGGUCUUCUUGCAAAUCAACGGAAACGGCAGUUACUAGUUGGGCUGCUAAAAUCUCUAAGAACAAUAAAAACCCUGCAACAGACUGAUGUCCGUUUGAGUGAAAUGUUGGAGGAAGAAGAUUAUCCAGGGGCUAUACAAUUGUGCCUGGAAUGUCAGAAGGCAGCUAGCACUUUCAAACACUACAGUUGCAUAAGUGAACUGAAUUCAAAAUUACAGGACACCUUGGAGCAAAUUGAGGAGCAGUUAGAUGUUGCACUUUCUAAAAUAUGCAAAAACUUUGACAUAAACCAUUAUACUAAGGUGCAACAGGCAUACAGGCUACUUGGAAAAACACAGACAGCCAUGGACCAACUACAUAUGCACUUUACUCAAGCCAUUCACAAUACAGUAUUCCAGGUUGUUCUAGGGUAUGUUGAAUUGUGUGCAGGAAACACCGACACCAAAUUUCAGAAGCUUCAAUACAAGGAUCUUUGCACACACAUUACAUCAGACAGUUACAUUCCAUGCCUUGCUGAUUUGUGCAAAGCUCUAUGGGAGGUCAUGCUGAGUUAUUAUCGGACAAUGGACUGGCAUGAAAAAUAUGACCAUGGGGAGUCUCCUUCAUCUUCUGAUGGAAAUAACAUCCUGGAUACUGAGGACACCAAUUUUGAUCGCAGCUAUGUGAAAAAAAAAUUAGAGCAUGGGCUUUCACGAAUAUGGCAGGAUGUCCAAUUGAAAGUGAAGACCUAUUUGCUGGGCACCGAUAUGUCUAACUUCAAAUAUGAUGACUUUAUAUUUGUACUGGAUAUUAUCAGCAGGCUGGUGCAAGUUGGAGAAGAAUUUUGUGGCAGCAAGUCAGAAGUGUUGCAAGAUUCCAUUAGAAAACAAAGUGUUAAUUAUUUCAAGAAUUAUCACAGAACUCGUCUUGAAGAACUGCGAAUGUUCUUAGAGAAUGAGACUUGGGAACUUUGUCCUGUUAAAUCAAGUUUCAGCAUAUUGCAACUUCAUGAAUUUAAGUUCAUGGCACAAUCACGUUCCCCAACUGUGUCACCAAGCAAGCAGCCUGCAUUAGAAACAGAAGGAGAUCUAACUCUUUUUGAGCAAUAUCGUAAUGGAGGAAAUCCCUUUGAAAUCCAAGCCAACAACAAGGAUGAUGAGACAGAAGAUGUGUUGGCUUCUAAUGGGUAUGAAUCGGAUGAACAAGAAAAGAGUGCCUAUCAAGAGUAUGAUAGUGAUAGUGAUGUACCUGAAGAACUGAAAAGGGACUAUGUUGAUGAACAGACUGGAGAUGCUCCUGUAAAAAGUGUUUCUCGAGAAACUCUGAAGAGCAGGAAGAGAUCAGAUUAUUGCCUCAACAAGGUGAAUGCCCCAAUUUUAACCAACACUACACUUAAUGUAAUUAGGCUUGUUGGUAAAUACAUGCAGAUGAUGAACAUUUUGAAGCCCAUUGCAUUUGAUGUGAUUCACUUUAUGUCGCAGCUUUUUGACUACUACAUGUAUGCAAUAUAUACGUUUUUUGGCCGAAAUAACACAUUUGAAUCAACAGGACUCGGACUUAGCAGCAGUAGGCUUCGUACCACCUUGAAUAGAAUCCAGGAAAGCUUGAUUGAUCUGGAGGUGUCCUCUGAUGCUGCUGGAACACUGACUGCUGUUGAAGAAAGAAAGGAAAAAGUUCCAAUGCCACAUCUAAGUCAUCUUGUAGUCUUGACAUCCAGCAACAGUCUUUAUGGCUUGGCAGAGAGAGUGGUAGCCACAGAAUCCUUAGUAUUUUUGGCUGAACAAUUUGAGUUCCUUCAGUCCCAUCUUGAUGCUGUAAUGCCUCCAGCCAAGAAGCCUUUUCUUCAACAGUUCUACUCACAGACAGUUUCAACAGCUAGUGAACUACGUAAACCUAUAUACUGGAUUGUAGCUGCUAAAGCAAUUGAUUAUGAACAGAUGUUACUUCAGAUGGCAAAUAUGAAGUGGGAUGUGAAAGAAAUCAUGUCACAACACAAUAUUUAUGUCGAUUCUCUCUUAAAAGAAUUUGAACAGUUUAACAAGAGGAUGAAUGAAGUGUCAAAGAGAGUUCGUAUUCCAUUGCCAGUUUCAAAUAUUCUUUGGGAACACUGCAUACGGCUAGCCAAUAGAACAAUUGUAGAAGGUUAUGCCAACGUCAAGAAGUGUAGCAAUGAAGGUCGUGCUCUGAUGCAAUUGGAUUUUCAACAGUUUUUAAUGAAGCUGGAGAAACUCACAGAUAUUAGGCCUAUUCCAGACAAGGAAUUUGUGGAGACCUAUAUUAAAGCUUAUUAUUUGACUGAAAAUGACAUGGAACGUUGGAUCAAGGAACACAGAGAAUAUUCCACCAAGCAACUGACCAAUUUGGUGAACGUUUGUCUGGGAUCUCACAUCAACAAAAAAGCUAAGCAGAAACUACUAGCAGCUAUCGAUGACUUAGAUAGGCCUAAAAGAUAAUUUAAAAGACUAUCGAGUCUUGUGAUAUUUUUUUUUUGGCCUGUGUUAUUAUUUGACCAUGUGAAAUGUGAAGAAAUAACUAAUGGAACUACAGAUGAAGUUUGGCUAAAUGGAGAAAGUGGGCAUCCUUUUCUGAUUGGCUCCAAAGACAUUUGAAAUCAGUGUGUGGUCUUCUCAAUACUCUAUCCCCACUGCCACUUUGGCAGUGUGCUUUCUUUCAUGAUGAGUUAAAUUGGUGUUUGUAUGUGUGGAUGUGCAUGUUUGUGUAUGCAUAUAUUUACACACACACUAACAUAAAAUCAGAAUAAGAAAAUAAUAAGAAAGCUAAAAUAAUAUAUUUCAUUGGUGUUUUGUUUUGUUUUUUGUUGGGGUUUUGGAGGUGUUUGGGGGAAUUUUUUGGGGGGGUCUCUUUUGCCAAAGGGUUCCCAGGUAGUUCUGUCUUCUAUGCUGAGAAAAUAGUAUGAGUGCAAAUAAAAGGGAACAUCUUGUAUCGAGAUUAUGAAUUGUGCAUGUCCUUUAAAAGUGCAAUGCUUAAUCCUGUUAGCGCUUUUUUUUACAUAACUUUAAAUGUAAAUUCAUUUCAGAAUGAAUCCUAUCUUGUUAAAAGAAUUGACUAGGAAUUAUGGCAAAAUAAUAAACACUGAAUGCUAGGAAA